AUCAAUACCAUCAUGCCUCCUUUCACUGCCGCUAUGCUGAACGCCACCCCCUCUCCAGAACCUGAGCCUGUGGCGCAAGGUCACCCUGAGGAUGUGCCUAUGGCUGACGCUAGCGCUGAAUCCAAUACCGAUCGUCUCCUCAGCGCCUGGGCCUCUUCCUUGGUGUCAUUGGAAGCGUGUGUCAUGGCGGCGCCUGAUCUCAAGCCGGAGCUCCUCGGGGAUCAAGAGAUGUGGAUGCGCGAGCGGCAUUCUGUGCUCGCAACCUUGAACGGCUGUUCUGAGCGCGCGGAUGUACUGGGCGUGGAGUUGGAUAUGGACAAAAAGAGCGCGGAGUUCCUGAAGCAGGGGUGCAAGGGUUGUGAGGAGAUUGAGGCGCUGGUGAAGGGAUGGAAGGCGAAGGCGAUUGAGACUGUUCCAGAGGCGCCUCCCAAGCGUGCUGCGCGCGCCACUGACACUACCGGUGCUGAGGUGCGCGCCACUGAUGCAUCUGGUACAGAUGUGGCCGAACAG
Molecule: messenger RNA, 510 nt
Organism: Suillus discolor
Lineage: Eukaryota; Fungi; Basidiomycota; Agaricomycetes; Boletales; Suillaceae
Exons: 2
Source: RefSeq, a predicted model, not a curated record